AUGGAAAAUAUUGAACCUAAUUCAGGAGUUCAUCCGGUGGAAUUAUGUGUUUAUUCAAUUCUUUCAUCGAAUUUGGACGGAAUUUACCAAACGAUAAAUCAGCUUCGAGAAUCUCAAGCACUGAUUAUUAUUCUUUUAAGAGAUAUUAAGCAAUCAUUAAAUGAAGAAAAUGAAAUACUAUAUGAUAAUGAUGAUAAUACUGUAUAUAUUGAAAACUCAAAAAGAGUGAAAAAUAUAAAGAGAAGAAUUCAUGUUUUAAAUAAAAGGUUGGUUCAAAUUCAAGAAAAGAUUAAAAAAUUACAAGGAUAA
Molecule: messenger RNA, 309 nt
Organism: Henningerozyma blattae CBS 6284
Lineage: Eukaryota; Fungi; Ascomycota; Saccharomycetes; Saccharomycetales; Saccharomycetaceae
Gene: SNN1
Product: Snn1p
Exons: 1
Coding region: 1-309 (102 amino acids)
Source: RefSeq, a predicted model, not a curated record